AUGUCCGACCAAUACGCUAGGUUUAACAAUAAACCAGUGCCGGUCAAGAUACCUAAACUCUACGAUGGCCGUAUUCGCCAAUUUACCGACCGUGGUGGUGACUACCAUGACUUGAAUCUUCCUCAUUUCUAUGAUCGGGCUAGAAAUGAUGGCACUGACUAUGUCAAACUGGAGGUGUACGAUGUACCAAAGUUGCAACGUCCUCAUUUCAAAGAUGCAAUUGCCGAUGCUAAAUGGCGCAAGACUUCUAAAGGUAAUUCGUUUGGUCCUUCUUGGAGUACUCAUUGGUUCAGAAUUAACAUUCGUAUCCCCAGUGACUGGAAAUAUGCUGAACAAGUCCUCUUUGAGUGGAAUUGUGGUAAUGAAGGUCUCAUUUAUACUAAUGAGGGCAAUGCGGUUGUUGGAUUGAGUGGACAGGAACGACGAGAGUGGAUUAUUCCAAAAGAUUGGCAAUUGGAUGGCAAGUGGCAUCAAUUUUAUAUUGAAACCAGUUGUAAUGAAAUGAGCGGUAAUAAUAGCCCACCGGACCCUAACAGAUACUUCCGUCUGGAUACUGCGGAUAUUGUUUUCCCUAACUUGGAGGCAAGAGCCUUGAAUAUUGAUUUCUGGAUUAUUGGCGAUGCCAGUAGAGAGUUUCCUGGAGACUCGUGGCAAAAACACAAGGCAAGGGAUGUUCUUAAUAGAAUUAUUGAUGUUUUUGAUCGUAACAAUCCUGAUGAGUCUAUCAAAAAGGGUCGUGAAAUUGCUAGAGAGUAUAUUGGCAGUGAGGUGGAUUCUUCUCAGGUCUACAAGACAGCUAAUAAAGCACCUGUUUAUGGUAUUGGAAAUUGUCAUAUUGACACUGCUUGGCUUUGGCCAUUUGCUGAGACCCACCGAAAGGUUGGUCGAUCUUGGGCUACUCAAUUGAAUCUUAUUGAAAGAUAUCCUGAGUAUACAUUCACAGCUUCGCAGGUUCAACAGUUUAAAUGGUUGUCAGAAGAUUACCCCGAUGUAUUUGCCCGAGUCAAGGAAGCCGUCAAAGGCGGUAGAUUCAUCCCCAUUGGUGGCUCGUGGGUUGAAUGUGACACAAACAUGCCCAGUGGAGAAGCAAUGCUUCGGCAAUUCCUUCUGGGUCAACGAUUUUUCCAGCACCAUUUUGGUUUCAGAACCAAGACGUACUGGUUACCUGAUACAUUUGGAUACUCACCUCAGAUUCCUCAGUUUUGUAGACUGGUUGGCAUUGACCGUUUCUUGACUCAGAAGCUCAGUUGGAACAGUAUCAACAGCUUCCCCCAUUCAACUUUUAACUGGGUGGCCCUUGAUGGAUCACAAGUAGUGGCUCAUAUGCCACCUGAUAAUACUUACACCGCACAAGCGCAUUUUGGAGAUGUUUCAAGGUCUUUGCGUCAGCAUAAGAACCUUGAUGUUGACCAGCAUGGAAUGUUGCUUUUUGGCCAUGGUGAUGGUGGCGGUGGUCCAACCUCUGAAAUGCUGGAAAAGCUUCGUAGAUGUCGUGGCUUGUCUGAUACUGUUGACUUGCUUCCAAGAGUCCAACUUGGUAAGACUGUAGAUGAGUUCUACGAUGAUAUCCUUGCUAGCACUGAUAAUGGAAACAAACUUGUCACCUGGGUUGGCGAGCUUUACUUUGAGUUCCACAGAGGUACUUAUACUACCCAAGCAGCUAUCAAGAAGGGCAAUCGUGUGUCUGAGGUUAUCAUGCACGAUGUUGAGUUCUUGGCUACAUUGGCAUCGCUUAAGAAUAAGGACUACAAGUACCCCACAAAAGAUAUUGACGAGCUUUGGGAAAAUGUCUGUUUGAACCAGUUCCAUGACGUCCUUCCAGGUUCUGGCAUUGAAAUGAUUUAUGAGGAUGCUCGGGCUAUUUAUCAACAUAUUGCUGAGCAAGGAGAGAAACUCGCAAAGGAAGCUCUUGAUGCAUUGAAUAUCUCUACUCACUAUAUUCCAGGACAUUCCUUGGGCGCUCUGAACACACUUCCAUGGGGAAGAAGCCAAGUCAUUGAAGUUCCUACUGAGAAGAUUCCUCGUGAGGUCCAGGCUUCUUCUAGUUUUAUUUCACAGGCAAAUGGAGACAAGCUUCUUGUCCAAGUUCAGGCCGAGGGUAGUGGAGUUGCUCUACCCACUACAGUGUCUUCUUCAAUUCCCCAUGCAACUGCAAAGGAGAUCAGAAAGGGUGUCUUUGUUCUAGAGAAUGGCAAACUCCGUGCAACUAUUGAGAAUGGAGUUCUGACUAGCGUUUGGGACCAAGACGCCCAGAGAGAAAUUAUUCCUAAAGGAGCUACUGGUAACCAGUUUGUCAUUUUUGAGGAUCAAUGUCUCAGUUUCCCUGCUUGGGAGACUGAAUUAUACUCAUUGGAUUCGAGAAAAGAGCUUUCUGCUGGUACUGUAAGAAUCAGUCAGAAGGGACCUCUGCGAGCUGCUGUUGAAAUUGAAAAUGUCAUUAGCGAGCAAAGCCGUAUCAAGACCACCAUUUCUUUAGAUGCUUACCAGAAACCAACCAAAGAAUCAGAAGGGGCAUUCCCAGACAUCUCGUAUCUGGAAUUUUCUUGUGAAGUUGAAUGGCAUGAAACUUAUAAAUUCUUAAAGGUCGAAUUCCCUGUUGACGUGCACAGCGAUGUGGCGACCUAUGAAACAUCUUAUGGUGCUCACAAGCGACCCACACACUUUAACACUACUUGGGAAGUUGCUAAAUUUGAGGUUCCUGCUCAUAAAUGGGCCGAUCUAAGUGAUUACUCUUAUGGAGUGAGUUUGAUUAACGACUGCAAGUAUGGAUAUGCAAUUCACGGCAAUGUCAUGAGACUAUCGCUUUUGAGAGCACCAAAGUCUCCUGAUGCUCAUGCUGAUAUGGGAUCCCAUCAAUUCAGGUACGCCUUGUUGCCUCACCGAGGAGGUGUUAAUCCUGAUGUGGUCAGAGCUGCUUACAACUUUAACCAUCCUUUGGAGAUUGUAUACUUACCUAACAGCAAUCCAGCUGAUAUCGACGGUUAUGAUAGCAUGGUAAUUGAUACUGUUCCCGAACCAAAGGGUGAUGAGGUGCUACGUAGUUUCACUUUAGACGGUGACAAGAGCCUUAUUAUGAGCGCGGUCAAGCGAUUCGAAGAUGACGAAGAUGUCUCACGUGGUUUGUUGCCAGUAAGAGGUGCAUCAGGCCGAAAGAGUGUUAUUAUUCGUGUAUACGAAUCACUGGGUGGAAGAGCUAGAGCUUAUCUCAACAGUAAGCAGUCGAUUGCUCGAGUAUUCAAAACCAAUGCUCUUGAAGACGAUGAAGAAGCUCUCGAUAUUCUAAGUGGAGUUGAUGGCGAUAAAGUACCUAUUGAACUUCGUGCUUUUGAAAUUGCCACUUUUAGAAUUGAGCUUGCUUGA
Messenger RNA from Sugiyamaella lignohabitans, 3360 nucleotides. RefSeq names its product Ams1p (gene AMS1). Gene Ontology annotation, cellular component: fungal-type vacuole membrane. The transcript has a single exon. Lineage: Eukaryota; Fungi; Ascomycota; Dipodascomycetes; Dipodascales; Trichomonascaceae. The record is from RefSeq and is a predicted model, not a curated record. Gene Ontology annotation, molecular function: carbohydrate binding; alpha-mannosidase activity. Gene Ontology annotation, biological process: mannose metabolic process; oligosaccharide catabolic process. The coding region runs from base 1 to 3360 and encodes 1119 amino acids.